AUGGCGACAACAACAGUUGCAGGAAACAUUGUCGAUGGCGAUGUGGUCUCGGCGGACAACGCUUACUGGCAUGCUGCCUGCUUUGUCUGUGCUGUUUGCAAGGUGCCACUGGCCCAUGCAGAGUACGUCACCCAUGGCCGCGAUCAGUACUGCCAGACCGACUUUGUGCGCCACUGCUGCUGUUUGCUCUGCUGGGACCCGCUGCCAGUCGGCAUGCCGCAGGCCCAGCCGCGAGUCCACGACUCGUGCCUGGAUCCACGCGAGGGUGAUGCCCUCUCGGCGCACGUCGCGCUCUUCCGGUCGCUCAUGGCCGAGAUGCAAGAGGUCAUCAGCGCCCGCGACAUCGGCCGCAUCUCGGACGCCACCGUCUACGUCGUCCGUAUUGCCCACGGUAUCCAGCAGCUCUGCGCACAGGCUGGCGUCGAGUACAACAUCAAGGAGCCGUGCCUCAACAUGCUUCGCCUCGUCAAGCCGUUUGUGGUGGCCUACGACCAGGCCUCACCGUCGCACAUCGAGGCAGCGUGGUCAACGUGCUCCGCCCGUUCCACCGCGGUCACCCGCGCCGUCCGCACCGCGCUUGUUGCGGUCGAGGGAGUCCGCGAACAAGCAACUGGCGUUGGCGCUGGCGCUGGCACUGGUGCUGGCGCCGCAUCACAGCCGCCGUCGCCAUCGCCGUCGCCGUCGCCGUCUGGAGCUGCGCCGCCGGUCCCACCCGCGCGGCCGACAGCGCCUCCGGUUCGACACCUCGUGGCGCUCCGCAAUCCGCGGCGGCGCAUGUCGUCCGAGCUCGACUCGCUGGUUGCCGCCGAGGCACUCGAGUCUUUGGAUGACACAGAGGCGUCGGCAAGCUCGGCGCCGCCGCGGCCGCCGCCACGGUCGCGGCCGCCGGCAGCGGUGACGUCAAUCCAGGCUGCGGCGGCACUGGCGGCCGCCACGCCUCCGGUCCUUGUCCCACCAGCGUCAGGCGAUCUCGACGACCUAGUCGAGGUUGCCGCCGAGCUCGACGACAUGCUCGGCUCGCUGUUUUGUUACAACCCGUCGGUCGACUUUGAGGAAGUCUCACGGGCGUCGCUGCAGCUCCUCGACCCGCCGUCGCCUCCGCUGGGUGCGCCGACGCUCCCACUGCCGCGGCGGCAGCGGUCGCGGAUGGAUCCACUCCGCAGCUCGCGCGAACUCCUGCAGGCCGAACUCGAGCGCGAGUUGCAAGCGCUCGGCCUCUUGCCGUCGUCGUCCUCCGACGCGCAGCCACCACCUGCGGUGCUUACCUCGACGAGCGACGCGCCUCCGCCGCCGGUUCCGCGGCGGCGGCCGAAUCGGCUGAUGGCUGCCAAGCGGCGGCGGCACCGCGCCAAGUCGCGGCGGGCCGUCAUGGUCCCGCGCGAGCUCGCUGCUGCCGGAGAGGUGCCGGCCUUUCCACCCACAUGAGUGGCGAGGCAACUGUACCAGGUGUUAUUAGAUGAGGGGAGCGCGCACGGCGUUGGCCUUUUCGCGGCGGACGUUGUCGAUCGACAUCUGAGUCCGGGCAAUGUCGUCGACGUUGGCCAGACCGCCGAGCUCGAGCGUCUCCUU
Thecamonas trahens ATCC 50062 is the source of this 1569-nucleotide messenger RNA. RefSeq lists its product as uncharacterized. The record is from RefSeq and is a predicted model, not a curated record. The coding region runs from base 1 to 1425 and encodes 474 amino acids. The transcript has 2 exons. Lineage: Eukaryota; Apusomonadida; Apusomonadidae.